AUGACGAAAUCUUCAAAUGAUGUGAUAAUUGUUGUUGACCAUGUUUUAUUAGGAAUGCGAUCGGUGACUCGUCAUCUUUUACUCAUGAUUAUUAGUGGCUGUUUCAUGUCAGAUGCACUCAUGUAUGAUUGCGCCUGUGCAUUGAAGCUUCAUUGGAAUAAAUGGUUAGGUACUGAUAUGCUAAAAUCGUCACCAAUAACUCGACAACUUCCAAUUCAUCUCGCUCUUGACAAUUUUCAUCAAAAAACACACUCCAGACCGAUGUGUCAAACUAUUAUGAAAGCUGACCAUCCAUCACAUGAAGGACGAUUCAUUGGCUUGAACAGUCAAGCAGCUGAACAAGCAUUCCAGUAUAUAUCCCGUGCUAAAUUUGCAUUACGAAAUUUCUCGUUUCCACAUUCGACGACAAUGAUGUUAAUAAUGCUGCAUCUUUUGAAUUGUAAAACAGCUGGUAUCAAUUCAGAAACCAUUGGUUUGGGAUCUCUUCACUUCGGUGAUAUUAUCAAAGACUUUUUUGUGACACCAUGUAUGUAUGAACGAUUUGGCACGUUAAAUAAUGAAGAAUUGAAUAAAGAUGGAGAUGAUGGUCAUUCAGAUUUAGAUCAUAAUGUUACUUCCGAAGAUAUAUCAUAG
This is a messenger RNA of Adineta ricciae, 633 nucleotides long. The record is from the annotation of a GenBank genome assembly. Lineage: Eukaryota; Metazoa; Rotifera; Eurotatoria; Adinetida; Adinetidae.